GUGCUGCGUUUUCCAUGGGGAUUUCGGGAGGUUUGAGUACCACCAUCGCUGUACUUUGUCAUGAACUUCCACAUGAACUCGGUGAUUUUGCUGUGUUGUUACAAGCUGGACUCCACGUCAGACAGGCUGUCUUGUUUAACCUCGUGUCUGCGGUUAUCAGUUACCUCGGCCUGGCCGUCGGCAUUGCUAUUGGCCAGUACACUGCCUAUAUUACACCCUGGAUAUUUACCAGCACGGCUGGCAUCUUCCUGUAUGUUUCCCUGGUUGACAUGCUCCCGGAGAUGUUACACACGCAGACAGAGAGGCGGCAGCACAGUGCUCUCGGGAUCUUUCUCAGUCAGAACCUCGGCUUUCUGCUCGGCGUUGGGGUCAUGCUCUGUAUCGCCCUGUUUGAGGACAAAAUGCACAUAGACAUCAGCUUUUAGCGGUGCGAAAGCGGACAGGAACAGGACCGAAAAUCAUCUCAGAGCGUCUCUCACCAAGUGAGAUCUUCCUAUUCUCAGACACAUCCUGACACCUUCCCAGCAACAUGGCCGCUCCCAGAAAUCCAGGGGUCAGCAGGGCCUGGACUUCCCGAAAUCUCGCCAAGUCGGCUGGACGCGACAUGGGGAAAUGUAGACCUUUCAGACAGCAAGAGACGUCAAUCAAACAUCUUCCCGUUUACUCUCCACACUAACAGACAUUACCAGACAUUCCCCAGACUCUGGGAAAUCUAACCAUGUUUAUCCCUACUCUGCAAUCCAGCUGGUACUGUCCCUGCCUCUGCAGCAGGCUGUGACAAAGAAUGGGGAAUCCUGCGCUUUAAGAGAGAGACAGAUUUAUCCAACAGUGUAAUACUCUGAUAUACCCCACACCCCUCAUUGUAGCACCCUGAUAUACCCCACACCCCUCACUGUAACACUCUGACCCCCACAUCCCUCAUUGUAACACCGUGAUAUACCCCACGCACCUCACUGUGACACCCUGAUAUACACCACAUCCCUCACUGUGACACACAGAUAUACACCACACCCCUCACUGUAACACCUGAUAUACCCCACACCCCUCACUG
Molecule: messenger RNA, 1051 nt
Organism: Chiloscyllium plagiosum (whitespotted bambooshark)
Lineage: Eukaryota; Metazoa; Chordata; Chondrichthyes; Orectolobiformes; Hemiscylliidae
Source: RefSeq, a predicted model, not a curated record